AUGCCGGGAGUUGGAGGCGACCACCGGCGCGGAGCCCGAGAGCCGCCGCCUGCGGACGCGCUUCGGGGGCGAGGUCCUCGCUGCGCUGGAAGCUGGGAAAGCGAGUUUGGCGCCGCUGCAGCCCUUCGGGCAGGAAGGGGGACAGCCCGGGCCACAGACCUGCGGUGGCUGAACGAGGCUGCCCCCGACGCUCCCCGUUCCUCUCGUCAGGAGCGCACUCCCGUGCGUAAAGGCCGUAACCGCCUCAGGCUCGCCCCGGGAGCUGAGGCGGCCGCCGGGGAACGGCGGCGGGCAGGGCGCGCGCCUCGCCGCAGCGCGUGUGGACCGGCGGAUGGCUUCCUGUCAAAACCGAUCUUCCGUGGUGUCCGAGCCUCACAACUUUGCGACUCAUUUUUGAGGUGUGGAAAACGGCGUCUGAUGCGGAGGCCGGGAGUUCUGCGUCGUUUGCCAAGGACCCCCAGCCCAGGUGUGGUUUGUCCCUGUCAGCGGUGGAUUCCUCAGUUGUCAUGCAGUGCUCUGCUCUCCUAUCCACCAGAAGAGCCAUGGUCAGAGACCGCAGUAAGCGUGACAUCGCAGCCGGUGGUUAAAGAGCCAAGAUUGCCCGGGUUUGGAUUUCAGCGACACUAUGUGCUAGCUGCCUGUCACUCGGCAAGCUCCUCAGCCACUUUAGGUCUCCGUUUCCUCACCUUCAAUUAGGGAUCAUUAUUGCCUACUUCAUAGAGGAUUGUUAAAGAAGAGCUCAACAAGGUAAUCCACUUAAAGGUUGUGUCACACUACGAGGCACAAGCAAAUGCUCAGUAAAUGUCAGCUAAAAUUACUAUUAGUCUUGGUAUUACAGGGCAACCAAAAGAAAAAUUCUAUUCUAUUUCUGUAUUUCUCCUCUUUGGUGAGGUUUUCAGGGGCCAACUGUGGCAAAAGCCAGUACAUAUGAUGCAAAAGAAGAUUGAGGAUCUAGUCUUAGGAAUAUAGAUGUUCACUUUUAUAUUAGAAAAAAAUUACAUGGCUCCAUAUCACAAAAUUUAACAUCUUUCCAUUAAACAUCACACAAUUCUCAUCAUCAUUAUGCCCUACAAACACCCUAAAUGGUGUGGAGUUUCUAAUGAUAUUCAACAACAACAGAGUCCAUAAAUUUUAACUAAGAAACGGCUUCGGAAAUGCACAUUGGGCAAUAAUCUGUGUGUGCCACAAGAGCACAGCCCACAGAUGGCUGGGGUUCUGCUUCUUUGGCCAGGGCUCCCCCAUACACAGUCAGGUGGGUCAGGUUCCUGCAGACCUUCAAAUCUCCAGGGGCGAGCGACUCCCCUCAGGAGGGAAGCUUCCAAGAGGUGAAGGAAGCAGCAACCACUGAGGAUGGAAUGCCCGGCACCUACUUCAGUAUGAUAUGAUAGCUAUCAUUGGUUUCUGCUGUAAAAAAAAAAAAAAAAAAAAAAAAAAAAAGAAUAAUCUUUAGUCACUUCUAAAACACAGCAGGAGGAAAAAAAUAUGGUAAGGAUCUUUUGAGAAGGGAGGAAAGGAAAAAACAGCAGGACAAAGGGCAACAUACUUAAUUAGCAUAAAAUGCUUACAGUAAAUACGCAUUAUAAAAACAAUGUGCUUUAGUUCCUCAUUUGUCCACAGAAAAUGGGAGGGAAUGGGAGAAUCAUCAGUUACACUUUGUCUACCCUGAUAAUGGCAAGAAGCCAAUUCAUACAAAGGAAUAAUCUCCAAAGCUGCCACUUUCCCCACUUCAAGUAUGGUGUUAAUACUUUCCUUUUCUCCUCAAAGAAGUAAAACCAUGAAAAAAAAAUCUCAAAUUCCAUAGAGAGAGGCAUCUGUCUUACUAUUUUAUUACCUUUCAUUGUGUCCAGAAUAAAACAGGCUUCUUCCUGAAAGUUCUGUAUCAUCUGAGAAAAGCAAGAAAAGUUGCUAAUUAUUAAAAACUUGGGUUUGCUGCAUUUAUUCAGACUAUAUGGCUUUUCAUUAUAUUGGAUUUAAGGGAAAAAUAAUCCUUUGUUUUGUGUUCUCCCAUUCAGCUUUUAAGUUUUAAAAGCUUAACAGUCUAGGGGUGCCUGGCUGGCUCAGUUGGUAAAGCACACAACUCUUACUCUCAGGGUUAUGAGUUCAAGUCCUAAGUUGGGCAUUGGAGCCUACUUGAAAAAACAUUUUAAAAUAAAAAAAUAAAAAUAAAAGCUAAGCAAUCUAAAACAACUGAUCUUAAAAUAAUAGUAUGCAUUUUCCUGGGUUAACCUCAAGUUCCAAGGGUACUUGGACACUGAUGGGCUCAUUCAGGAAAAUCCAGGUAUGUAUCUUCCAUAUAUACUCUUACCCCAAACCAUGCGAGCGCCUCUUUGAUUUCCCCUACCCACUUUGCCUUCUAAACUCCCUUCUCUCAUUUUAUAAAAUAAAGGCAUAAGUUUCACCCUCCUGGAAUCCUACCAAGCUGCCCUGCCCCAGGGUAUAAAAGUCCCCAGGAUGCCAAAGUGUGACUGUUAAUGUGAACUUUAAUGACUGGGUAACAAAGUCUUAUGUGAGUCACAUGGUUUCUAAUUCUUUCCUUACACCAGAACCGAAGACUGACCUAAUCACUGUCAAAUGAUAGGUGAAUCAAAAUAAUUCUUUGUAACAUCACUAUAUAAUUUCUGGCACCUAACGCCAAAAAAAAAAACAAAACAAAAAACAAAAAACAAAUCCAGUGAUGCUGUUAUAAAAAACUCCA
This is a messenger RNA of Canis lupus familiaris (dog), 2695 nucleotides long. RefSeq lists its product as uncharacterized. The record is from RefSeq and is a predicted model, not a curated record. Lineage: Eukaryota; Metazoa; Chordata; Mammalia; Carnivora; Canidae. The coding region runs from base 1 to 696 and encodes 231 amino acids. The transcript is spliced from 2 exons.